Messenger RNA from Eruca vesicaria subsp. sativa (arugula), 997 nucleotides. The record is from the annotation of a GenBank genome assembly. NCBI's taxonomy places the organism in Eukaryota, Viridiplantae, Streptophyta, Magnoliopsida, Brassicales, Brassicaceae.
CUUUUUUUUCCUCCCCUCUCCUCUUUUCAUCUUUCACCAAUAAACAUGGCCGACGAUAACAACACUCAACGAUGGCCAAGAAACAAAAACAUACGUCCAUCAAUCGAUAGUACAAACGACAGCAUCCAACGUUCCCCAAGAAGCUCCGGCGGAUUCACAACGGACAAAGACAUAGGCAGCCACAUACCAAAGCGUCAUCAUCAUCAAUCUGUAGACAGUAUCGAUAGUACUUCGAGCUUAUACUCCACCGAGUCUCAAAGACCAAGGCCACCACCAGGGACUUACCAUAUUCAACUCCCUAAAGAGCAAAUCUACCGUGUUCCUCCCCCGGAAAACGCUCGCCUUUACGAGCAUCUAUCUCGUCAGAAACAUAACCGAUCAGGUUGCCGCAGAUGUUGCUGUUACUUCUUGGCCGCGUUACUCGUUCUCCUUGUGCUCGUUGCACUCGUGGUUGGAGUGUUUUUACUAAUUUGCCGACCACAUAAGCCACGGUUCUCCGUGAGUGGAGUCUCCGUCGUUGGAAUCAAUCUGACGUCACCGUCUCCUAUCUCUCCGGUGAUCAAGAUCAAGGUGAGGUGUAACAACGUUAACGGUAAACUAGGUUUGAUCUACGAGAAAGGAAGUGUGGUUGAGAUUUUCCACGAGGGGGUCAAACUAGGUGACGGCGAGUUCACGGCGUUUGAGCAGGCGGCUGAAAAUGUGACGGUGACGGUGGCGAAGUUAAUGGGGUCGAGGAUUCAGUUAACGAGCUCGUUGCGUAAAGAGCUUAAGGAGUCGGAGAAGAGAGGAAAAGUGAUGUUUGAUCUGAGGGUUAAAGCGCCGAUUAGGUUUAGGGUUGGUGUGGUUACGACGUGGACGAUGGGGGUUACCGUGGACUGCAAGGUAACAGUGGACAAGCUAAAGUCAUCGGCUAGUGUGAUAACGGAAGAUUGCGUUACGGAAGACAUAAGACUGGUGUGAGGGAGGUUACACAAAGUUGUUUCAGACUUUGGUUCGG